Molecule: messenger RNA, 744 nt
Organism: Mesorhabditis belari
Lineage: Eukaryota; Metazoa; Nematoda; Chromadorea; Rhabditida; Rhabditidae
Source: the annotation of a GenBank genome assembly
AUGAGCUUGUUGGGACAAUUAGCGCUGAAAAACGCAAAGCUGCCGCCCGAGGCCGCUUUCAAUUCCCGUCUCAACGAGGACACAAAGUUAUUGACAGUUGUGACCUCGAAUGGAAGCACAACCGAAGUGAAAGCAAUCGAGCUGACGAUCAGCGAUGAUGGAAAUUACAGUGUCUCAAGCGGGGCUGAGGCCUUUCUCGAUCAGCACUCAACCCUCCGCCAACAUCGUUCAUUUCUCGCGGCUCUUCUGAUCAAGUUUUUCCUUUUCAAUUGUAUUCUCGUCUCGAUUCUUCUCGAUGAGGGUUUUAAUCAUCUAUUCCUUUACGGUGUUGCCUUGGUGUACGUGAUAAUGUUACCGCUUUACGCUCUCGUGUUGCUGGCGAUUCCCCGACAAUCCCUCCUCUUAUUUUGUCCGGCUCUCAUCCUGUCGCUUGUCACCUCUUUUGUCCUUUACCUCAACAUUCUCAUCUCGUUUCUCCGAAUUGCUUCAAAUCGAAUUGAUCUCUGGUCUUCGGAUGGAGCCCAUCUCGUGCUCGAUGUACUACUGGUUGUUGUCGAAACGCUACUUCUCAUUCAUCUCUGCAAAACAUUUGGCCAUUUUGUGGAUCAACUACAGGGGAGGGAUGGACUCAACGAUGACAUGCACAGCACGAUAUCAAUGGGUACAAUGUACUCACUAACAAACUACGACGAGGACGGAUUUGCAAAACCAAUAGAGCCCAGACGAACGAAAAUGGGCAUCUGU